Molecule: messenger RNA, 6978 nt
Organism: Mesocricetus auratus (golden hamster)
Lineage: Eukaryota; Metazoa; Chordata; Mammalia; Rodentia; Cricetidae
Gene: Rbpj
Product: recombination signal binding protein for immunoglobulin kappa J region
Exons: 12
Coding region: 990-2450 (486 amino acids)
Biological process (GO): regulation of transcription by RNA polymerase II; Notch signaling pathway
Cellular component (GO): MAML1-RBP-Jkappa- ICN1 complex; nucleus
Molecular function (GO): RNA polymerase II cis-regulatory region sequence-specific DNA binding; DNA-binding transcription activator activity, RNA polymerase II-specific
Source: RefSeq, a predicted model, not a curated record
CCGCUCCGCCGCUGCCCCGGAGCCCCGGUGCUUUGUCUCUGCGCGCUGCCCCCCGCGACUCUGUCCCCGGCCCUUUGUUUCGCCGCCUUCGGCGCUCCGUGGGAGCCGCUGCGCGCCCCGCAUCCCGUCUGCAUCUCCUCGCCACUGUCCUUCCUCCCGUGCCCCUUUGUUGUGUGCCUCUCCUCCGUAGCCGGGUGACCUGCCACAGCCCAGGCACCAGAUCCCUGCCUUUCUCUUUCUCCCAUUGUCUUUCUCCUGUGUAUCCCUCUCACCUUUUUCUGUUUGGUCCUUAGUCACCCCCAGAGGCUUUGUCUCCCCUAUCUAGCGGCUCCAUCGCCUAGCGUCCCCUUCCUCUCGCGUCACUGCUUGCUUGAUUUAUCCACUGCCCACUGUGUCUGUUGAACUGUCUCAGCCCGGGGGACUCCAUCUGGUGCUUCUUUCUAAGUGUGCACAGACUCUAUGGUUUGCUUUUGUUGUUUGAGUCUGGUUAGAUGCUUGGGGGGGGAUACUUAAGUUUGCGCCUCCGCGCCCCUCAUUUCCUUCGCACCCCUUUCUCUCAGGAUCACCCCAACACCAACACUAUCACCACCCCCGCUGCCCCCCACUCCCCCAGUUGUUCUCCUGGAUUAAAGCGACUCCAGUUUUCUUUGCCAUCUUUCUGGGCCCGUGAUUGUUUUGCUUGGUAACAGUAGCGCUGGAAAAAGAGCAAGAUCUUGAUAGCUGUUGCCCUCCAUCAUUGGCUUCCGACGGCCCGGGCCAAGGGCAUCCGCAGUAGCGUUGCACCAGGGUUACCCGAGGAUUGAUGGAGGUUAUAUUGUAGACGCAAAGUUAUUGAAAUUAUGAGACUAUCAAUUCAAAUGGAUGCAUUAUAGUUCUUCGGAACCAUUAUGAUCUCAAAAGCAAAGGAGAAUGAGAUACACGGGCUGAGGUGUUGUGAGGUGCUUCGAAGUGUUCCAGUGUGACUUACCUUAACAUGUUCUUGAAGUACUAUGGCGUGGAUUAAAAGGAAGUUUGGUGAGCGGCCUCCACCUAAACGACUCACUAGGGAAGCUAUGCGAAAUUAUUUAAAAGAACGAGGGGAUCAAACAGUACUCAUUCUUCAUGCAAAAGUUGCACAGAAGUCGUAUGGAAAUGAAAAACGAUUUUUUUGCCCUCCUCCUUGUGUAUAUCUUAUGGGCAGUGGUUGGAAGAAAAAAAAAGAACAAAUGGAACGAGAUGGUUGUUCGGAACAAGAGUCUCAACCCUGUGCAUUUAUUGGAAUAGGAAAUAGUGAUCAAGAAAUGCAACAGCUGAACUUGGAAGGGAAGAACUACUGUACAGCCAAAACAUUGUACAUAUCUGAUUCAGACAAGCGAAAGCACUUCAUGUUGUCUGUAAAGAUGUUCUAUGGCAACAGCGAUGAUAUUGGCGUGUUCCUCAGCAAGCGGAUAAAAGUUAUCUCCAAACCUUCCAAAAAGAAGCAGUCAUUGAAAAAUGCUGACUUGUGCAUUGCCUCAGGAACAAAGGUGGCUUUGUUUAAUCGACUUCGAUCCCAGACAGUUAGUACGAGAUACCUGCAUGUAGAAGGAGGAAAUUUCCACGCUAGUUCACAACAAUGGGGAGCAUUUUAUAUUCAUCUCUUGGAUGAUGAUGAAUCAGAAGGAGAGGAAUUCACAGUUCGAGAUGGUUACAUCCACUAUGGACAGACUGUUAAACUUGUUUGCUCAGUUACUGGCAUGGCACUCCCAAGAUUGAUAAUUAGGAAAGUUGAUAAGCAGACAGCAUUACUGGAUGCAGACGACCCUGUAUCACAACUCCACAAAUGUGCAUUUUACCUAAAGGAUACAGAAAGAAUGUACUUGUGCCUUUCUCAAGAAAGAAUAAUCCAAUUUCAGGCCACUCCAUGUCCGAAAGAACCAAAUAAAGAAAUGAUAAAUGAUGGAGCUUCCUGGACAAUCAUUAGCACAGAUAAGGCAGAGUAUACAUUCUAUGAGGGAAUGGGCCCUGUCCUUGCCCCAGUCACUCCUGUGCCUGUCGUAGAAAGCCUUCAGUUGAAUGGCGGCGGGGAUGUAGCGAUGCUUGAACUUACAGGACAGAAUUUUACUCCAAAUUUACGAGUAUGGUUUGGGGAUGUGGAAGCGGAAACAAUGUACAGAUGUGGAGAGAGCAUGCUCUGUGUGGUCCCAGACAUUUCUGCAUUCCGAGAAGGCUGGAGAUGGGUCCGGCAGCCAGUCCAGGUUCCAGUAACUUUGGUCCGAAAUGAUGGAAUCAUUUAUUCCACCAGCCUUACCUUUACCUACACACCAGAACCAGGGCCGAGGCCACACUGCAGCGCAGCAGGAGCAAUCCUCAGAGCCAACUCAAGCCAAGUGCCCAGCAACGAAUCAAACACAAACAGCGAGGGAAGUUACACAAACGCCAGCACAAAUUCUACCAGUGUCACAUCAUCCACAGCAACUGUGGUGUCCUAACUACCGUCUUUUUGCUAGGACUUAAACUGACUUGAAUGCGGCAAAAAGUUGACAAAAAAGGAAAAAAAAAGGCAAGGAUAAAAUGAACAAUCUUUUGUGGUUUCUUGGGAAAACUUUUCAUACCAGGUGAUCUAUUCAGAACCCCAUUACCUGCAAGUGCUGAUGUGAAACACAGAAGCCGCAGUAAAACGAAAAACAUCCAAAUGUACAAACCGUUGGAAAUCAAGGUUUUCAGCUGUCUGUCUCCCUCACUCACACCCCUUUCUGGUUGGCUUUUGUUUGGUGUUGAUUAAAUGGUCAAGAAGUAGAUAUGUGGCUGGAGUACAGGUUAAACUAGAAGACACAAAUCUAACCUAGUUUGUAUGGACCAAGGGACUUGCGAAAGUAAGCUUUAGGAAAAGGUACAUUUUCACCCUGCCUAUUUUGUAUCACAGUAUGUAGUACACCUUGUUACCAGUAGGUUGCACUCUCCACCCCUUUUGAGCUUUGGCUCUGAAGUACAUUCAGGUUCAAGCCUGACCAUGCUUGUUCAAUCUGAGUACUGAACACUUCCAGGUUCUUUUGGUCUAAGGCUGGAACUUUUUUUUAAGCUGAAGUCUUAUGACUUUUUCAUAAGUUGGAAUUAUUUUGAUUUCAGCAAGUCAAGUUUUGUAAAGGCCUGCAUAUUUUUUUUAAGAUUAUAUGAAGUCUGUGCAAAAGCUUUAAAAAAAUGCCUCUGCCUUGCCUGCAAUACAUGCAAUGUAUGUUAAUUUAGUCUAUUCUCAGAUACUGUUAGUAGUUAUUUCUGUUUUCUUUUUUUUUUUUUAAUGUAUUUAUAGUGGUAAUCCAAGAGAUUCUAACAUUUACGUGGAGUUCAGUGUGGCCAUUUAGUCAUUUGUGAGUCAAUGGCCCAGAACAUCACCAUUUGAAGGUUUGCGCUUCUUUGCCUGUUCGUCAGUUUGUCUGUGUUCCAGGGUUUGUUCAGGUUUCCUUCCCCCCCAAAUCUUGUACAUAACUUGUAUUAUGUGUAAGUUAAACAUUUUAUCUUUAACUUGGAAUGUUCCCAGUGAUUACAUUUAACAGGGUGUUUCCCACCUUGUUGACAAAUGACAAAAAAAAAAAAAAUAUCAUGAAAAUAUUUGCUGCCAAGAUGGUGCCCUUAGGGUAAAAUGAGGAAAGUCUCUGCAAGAAAAAUGAUCUAUUGUACUUCAUUUUCCUUUUUUUAGCCUAGGCCAGAACAUCAUUAUAAUUCUAAAUAUAAGAUCACAAGAUGGCUUUUUUUAGAUGAUAACUAAGUAAAAUAGCCAGAAGACAGUAUGUUAGAAACAGAUAGUUGUAAGUUUAUAAAAAUACAAAUAUAACUUAUAUUUUCAUUUCCCCUUUUGCCCUUUGUUUGUUUUUCCCCGGUAGAAAUGUCCUGUCCAAAUUUUUUCUUCUUUUCUCUUAAACUUUGGUUGCAUUUGGGCUUGUGUGUUAGCCUUGUGUGCUAAUAUUGCCAGUUUUAUUUUGUUUCCAUUCCUGCACUUUGUUACCUUGUUCAGUUUCUUGGGAAUUGCAGCAGACUCACUGGGCUACAUUUAGUACAGGAAGCACAUGUGAUGUUAAAGGGCACAGUCUAGUGAUACCAUCCUCCUUGUAGAGUAAAAACUACCUCUAGAUUGUGGUAAGCUUUUACUGUCCCUUCAGACAGGAGCCACAAGCACCCUCUGAUGCAAACUGUAAUUUGUACAGCAUUUUCGGUGUCUUUCUGGCUCCCUGGACCUCUGAAAGUUUUCAUGUAGACUUGUUAAGAAUCCUUUGUCAGGAGCAUUGUUUCCCAUCUUUGCUGAUUUGUCUUGUCACUCACCAUUUCCUGGAGACUGUGCCACUGUAAAUGCCACUCUGAACAUCUAUCUGCAAACUGCCCCCUCCUUGGUGUUUCAAGGGGGAGGCCAUCUGUAAAACGUGUGCUGGUUAAAUCGGUUGCUGCAGCUUUCUCUUAAUGCCAGCCUUCAUAACCACCCCAGGAUGCACUGUACUAGCUGUUGCAGCCAUUUCUCCUCGGAUAGGCUGCAGACAGUCUCCUCCCCCGCCUCACACCUUCAUUCUGCUUCAGUGGUCAAGGGCAGAGCUCACUGUGGCCUUACCUGUCUUUGCAGUAAACUGUUCUUGGCUUUCUCCAGACCUGCUUCUUCCUAGGCACCUCUCCUCAGUUGCCGUGGAAGCAGGACACAGGUGUGUUGAGAGCCUGAGCAGUCUCAGCGUCUGUGCUUUCCCAGGCCACAGCUCUCCUCUUCCUAGAUUUGGGAUUUAGUUAAGAAAUCAUUAAGUUAACCGAGAACAGACAAGAUGCUUUUGAAGAACAAACUAUUCCUUACCCAGCUUUGUAGCUUAAAGUAACUAUUCAAGUUCAUGGCUUUAUUAAAAUGAACUUUGACUUUUUUAAUGUUUAUAUCUUAUUUCGGUUCUCUUGUUUAUUUUAAUAAGAAUUGAAAUAACUAGACUAUAAGUCGCUUUCCUGUUUUCUUUCUUUCUUUUUUUUUUUUUUACGAAGUCCAAGAAUGUAACAAUAAUGGCAUCUUUCCUAUGGUUCUAUGCCAGAGUCCUACCACAGAAUAGAAUGAACUGAUAUGUCUGUUUACCAUGUUAUUGAUAGUCUUUUGUCAGCUGCUUUUAUUAAAAGUCCUUUUUGUGGAUUUGUAAAUCAUUUUCAAUACAUGACGUAUAGGAAUCCUGUCCCCCAUUUACUCAGAAUGUUUCCUCCCAGAAGAUGCUGGGCGUUUACUCUCAUGAAGACUUCUUAGAACUGAUUUCUUCAGUUGCAAUGAGUGAGUUUGUGUUUCCAUUCCUUUUAGAAUGAGUCUGCACAACUUCUCAAAACAUGCCUAGAUAUAGAACCUGAGCCCCAGAAUGGUUUUUAGCCCCUUAAAUUUGUCAAGAGAUUGGACGGCAGGCCAAAAACUGAAAAUGUGGGAUGCCCUUUACGUGAUUGCAGAGCCGAACACUAGUGGGGUUUUGAACUCACUGCUGGCUGCUCUUAAACUGUGGCAACUUCCUCAUGUACAAUGGACUAAUCUGUCACUCUUACUGCCAUCAUCGUUUACGGUUUCGUAUCUUAAUUUUUAGUGUGGUGCUGAGGCUGAAUCCAGGGUCUCAAGCAUAUCUGAUAAGGCUUUUUGCUUGUUUUUUCAUGAGAAAAGGGUCUCAUCCAUGAAGCCCCUCUUGAGCUUUGGGAUGCCAGAUAUGGCGGUAUGCCAUCACUCCUUUUGUUUUUUAGAGAAACUGGUCUAUCUGUCCAACCACAGAGAAAUUCCAGUGUGAUUUUUAUUAACCCAACUAGUUAUUUAAUUAGAAAAUCUGUUGGUGGGGGCAUUCCUAUUUGAAAGAAAAUGCUAUUUGAUUAUUAACCAAGUUAAUGGACAUUGUUUUCCAAAGCAGCUGUGUUUCUGGUGAGUAAUGAACAAACGUGUUAUUUUCUGUGUCACUUGAUUUAUUUUUCAAGCACUGUAACUUGGGAUGGAUGGUUAGAAACAAUAAUAUAUUAGGGUUUCUACUUAACCCUUUCAGGACUGAGCUGUAUCACCUAUUAAUUUCUCCCUGUGUCGUGAUAAAUGUUUGCCAGCAUUCAGUACUGUGUCGGUCCCAAUGUAGGUUUAUGUAAAAGCUCAGUUAGCUUAUUCCUUGUACCUUACAGCAUGCCCUACACAUUCAGUCCUCAAGGGGUUACUUUACAAACUGUGCGCCUGUAAGGGUUAUUAGCAAUAAGAUAGAAAAUUGAGCAAGUUUAUACCAUAAUUUUGUAGAAAAAAGAAUCUGCUCAAUUCCAUAUUUCAUCCAUGAAAAAUCUGCAAUACGGGCAGUUUCUAGGAAUAAAUAAAAAGGAAAUGUAAACCAUUGUAAAUGUCUUCUGUGGGAUGUGCCUGAUGCAUGUAUUAUCGUCUUUGAUUUCAGAAUUCUUUAUAAAGAUAAAAUUAAAUUCCAUAUUACAGUUUGUGGACUUAAAAAUCUUACCUUGUCUUUUAGAUGACUUUGAAAUAGUAAUUAUGCUAAAUUAGUUUCCUUUUCAGUGUUUUUAAAAUGAUUUUCUUUUCUUCCUUGUGUUUGGGAGUUACUACUCAAGGGGCACAUCUCCCAAGCCAACCCUAACAAAACUGGAGACUGCUUUUUAGCAGUGGCUUGCUUUUCUAGCACAGAGUUGUCAUUUUGUAUAGAAUACCAAAGAAACAUUAAUGACAGUUUAUUUAUGCCUUUAGAAGGCUCCCCCAAAUAGGGCCGAGCAUACUUCAUGUAUAAUUGAGACAGAUAUAAAGGGAAUAAAAUCACACCAUUUCUGAUCUCAGGUUUAGUGCUUCACUGACCUGACCUUCAAAAAAGGAGCUGUAAGAACUUUGAUAGGAAGAAAUGAUUUCCUAUCUUAAGAAACGAUUUAGUUGAAAUUUGCAUUGUGGCAUCUAUAAAGAUUGAGACUGUCAGUGGGCUGUUUGAUAUAUAAUUUAGAAUAACAAGUUUGUAGUCUGUAUUGUAUUGUAUGUGAUCUUUUCCUGAGCAGUGUUAAAAACAUUUGAUUGAA